Molecule: messenger RNA, 1265 nt
Organism: Closterium sp. NIES-67
Lineage: Eukaryota; Viridiplantae; Streptophyta; Zygnematophyceae; Desmidiales; Closteriaceae
Source: the annotation of a GenBank genome assembly
AGAUGAAUAGCAGUUGCUGUUCGGUGGAUGUUAAGUCCGAGAAACUGUGUGACUAUCAAUCCUAGAAGGCUGAUCAGCAGCGGCAGCGAUCAAAAGCAGUGUCGAUCACCGCGGGGGAGAGCGCGUCGAUAGCAGCUCCAUCCCGACGUAGUGCCACUGUAAAUUCUUAGAUUCUGCGAAAUUGCCGUGUGGAACUACAUUUUUUCCCCAUCGUCCCAGCACCGUAAAGUCUAGAUUGUCUUCUCACAUAGUUUUGCAGAGAAGCCAUUUUCCGUCAUUUCCAGAAAGCUCGCGUGUCCGUAUUUUUGUGUUACCUUCUGAGGGCUAAAGAGUUAUUGACUGCGACUGCGCCAUCUUUUAAGACUGCGGCGCAGCAGAGAAUCGGCGAGCAGGAGGAGUUAAAACAUGGUGCAGUCGAGUUCGAAUCCGUGUCGCGUCCCUCGGCUGCGGCUACGGCGGCGGCUGCGGCCCAUCGGGCAGCUGCUGCUGCUCGCGCUGGCGCUGUCGGCGAGCAGCAGGGCGGGCGGCGUGCGGUUCACGCUGGACCGCAAGGAGUGUCUGGUGCAGUACGUGAACUGGGUGGGCGACGUCGUGCACGGCAACUUCGUCGUCGUCAGCGCCGACUCGUGGGGCGACUGGGAGCACAACGGCGUCGACCUCGUGAUCAGCGACCCCGACGGGUACACGGCGUUUUCAACGGAGGGGCAGACGCAGGGCAAGUUCGAGUUCAUGUCGCAGAGGGAGGGCGACUACCGCUUCUGCUUCACCAACAAGGCGCCGGUGUUUGAGACGGUGUCGCUGGAGGUGUUUGUGGGGCACCAGGUGCAGGCCCACGAGAUCGCCCAGGAUGAGCACAUUCUGCCGAUCGUGACGAAGCUGUCGGGGCUGCACAACCACAUCACCGGCAUCUACCUCGAGGCCAAGUGGUUCCACGCACAGUCCGAGAGGCAGAACGAACUGGCCAAGGCCACGACGCGCAAGCUGGUGGUGAAGACUGUGGUCCAGUCGCUCGCUCUCAUGACAUGCUCCUUGGUGCAGGUCUACCUGCUGAGACGCCUCUUUGAAAAGAAGCUUGGAAGGACGAUGGUGUGAUUGCUUGUGUGAGCAGCUUCGAUAAGAAUCAUGCAAAUUGAACCCCUGAGAGCUUUGCGUGAAAUUAUGUGUCAGCAGAAUAUGAUUGCAUAAUAUGCUGAGUUGAGAUGAAAAUCGUGUUACCGUAUGCCAUGCGAUGCCCGGCAGCCUCUGUCAGUUCCACUCUCAUCCUA